Funneliformis mosseae is the source of this 147-nucleotide messenger RNA. NCBI's taxonomy places the organism in Eukaryota, Fungi, Glomeromycota, Glomeromycetes, Glomerales, Glomeraceae. The record is from the annotation of a GenBank genome assembly.
AUGCGAUCAGUCAAUUUUGCGACCAUUAAUGAUGAAUUCAAUUGUGAAGAUUUUGAUGCCAUAACAGAAUCUCGUUUGUUAAAGAAAUGUCACAAGUAUGUUUGUGGUGAUGUUCAAACAGGAUUAUUUUACUUUAGCGGAAACUGA